Leptonychotes weddellii (Weddell seal) is the source of this 1884-nucleotide messenger RNA. The record is from RefSeq and is a predicted model, not a curated record. Lineage: Eukaryota; Metazoa; Chordata; Mammalia; Carnivora; Phocidae.
UUGAAGAACCACGGCAACACCUGUUUCAUGAACGCCGUGGUGCAGUGUCUCAGCAACACCGACCUGCUGGCCGAGUUCCUGGCGCUGGGGCGCUACCGGGCGGCGCCGGGCCGCGCCGAGGUCACCGAGCACCUGGCGGCGCUAGUGCGCGCGCUCUGGACGCGCGAGUACACGCCCCAACUUUCCGCCGAGUUCAAGAACGCUGUUUCCAAGUAUGGCUCUCAGUUCCAAGGCAAUGCCCAGCACGACGCCCUGGAGUUCCUGCUCUGGUUGCUGGAUCGGGUGCAUGAGGACUUGGAGGGCUCGUCCCGAGGACCGGGGUCCGAGAAGCCUCAGCCUGAAGCCAGCAGAACCCCCGAGAACCUCCCGUCACCAUUGGCUCAGCUUUCUCUAGGCCCAAGCUUUGUGCAGAGCCACUUUCAAGCUCAGUAUAGAUCUUCCUUGACCUGUCCCCACUGCCUGAAACAGAGCAAUACCUUCGACCCCUUCCUGUGUGUGUCACUCCCCAUCCCCCUGCGCCAGACGAGAUUCUUGAGCGUCACCUUGGUCUUCCCCUCUAAGAGCCAGCGGUUCCUGCGGGUGGGCCUGGCCGUGCCGAUCCUCAGCACAGUGGCAGCCCUGAGGAAGAUGGUUGCAGAGGAAGGCGGCGUCCCUGCGGAUGAGCUUGAAUCGUUCAGGUUUGGGCCACCUUUCCUGCUAAGGGAAGACAGAGCCAUUUCCUGGGUCCAGCUGCAAGAGUGCAUUCUCAGUAAGGUCCGAUGUGUCCUGAAGAGUGAGGCCCCCAUCCAGAACCCGGGAUCUCUGUUCUCCGUCCGGGUUGUGGGGCUUUCUCUGGCCUGCGGCUACUUAUCCCCACAGGACAGCCAUCCCCUCUGUCACUGGGCAGUGGACAGGGCUCUGCACCUCAGGAGGCCAGGGGGCCCCCCCCACGUCAAACUGGCCGUGGAGUGGGACAGCUGUGCCAAGGAGCGCCUGUUCGGGAGCCUCCAGGAGGAGCGGGUGCAGGAUGCGGACAGCGUGUGGCAGCAGCGGUGGGCCCACCAGCAGCACAGCUGUACCUUGGAUGAGUGUUUUCAGUUCUACACCAAGGAGGAGCAGCUGGCUCAGGACGAUGCAUGGAAGUGUCCGCACUGCAAGGCCCUCCAGCAGGGCAUGGUGAAGCUGAGCCUGUGGACCCUGCCGGACAUCCUCAUCAUCCACCUCAAGAGGUUCUGUCAAGUGGGCGAGAGAAGGAACAAGCUGUCCACGCUGGUGAAGUUCCCGCUCUCUGGCCUCAACAUGGCUCCCCACGUGGCCCAGAGAAGCACCAGCCCCCCGCCUGUGACGGGCCCCUGGCCCCCCUGGAAGCCCCCGGCCUGCCUGCCCGCCGGCUACCCACUGGACUUCCUAUACGACCUAUACGCCGUCUGCAACCACCACGGCAGUCUGCAAGGUGGGCAUUACACAGCCUACUGCCGGAACUCUUUGGAUGGCCAAUGGUACAGUUACGACGACAGCACGGUAGAGCCGCUCCCAGAGGAUGAGGUCAAUAGCCGAGGGGCUUACAUCCUAUUUUAUCAGAAACGGAACAGCAUCCCUCUCUGGUCAGCCAGCAGCUCCCUGAGAGGUAGGUGCUACCUCUCAGUAAGGGGAGGGGAGCUGGAAGGUACUCAAUCGAACGACAGGGACCAGGAGAGGAGGCAUGUGAUCUGGAACGGGGAGCUCUUCCUGCAGCGCGGAGAUUUGGGUACGACAGGCGAGUGUCCCGUUCAUAGGGUUGGGUGAUGGACACGGUGAAACCCAAGAAGGGGAAAGGAAUAAUACUGUGUAGCAGGUGACUCUUGGCGGUUUGGGGAUUUCAGGUUUCCGGUCUCUCAUCAAGCCAGACUUAAAAUAUUUUUAGAU